Messenger RNA from Pelagomonas calceolata, 1499 nucleotides. The record is from the annotation of a GenBank genome assembly. Lineage: Eukaryota; Pelagophyceae; Pelagomonadales; Pelagomonadaceae.
CAAGCUCCGGCGCUGCAGCUCGUGUCGGCCGCGGAGCGCCGGGAGCGGGAUCCCACAGGGCCGGGCGAGCUCUCCACCAGCACGAGCGCAGGAAACGGUCGCUUCCGGGGCUGCCCCAGGCCCCCGACGCCCUGCCGUGGUGAGCUCUACUGUGGCAGCUGCACCCGGCCAGCCCGACGCCGCCGACGGAUCCCCACGCCAUCGACGCGCCACUAAUAUCAAGAAGGACGCCGAAAGGAUGGCCUUCGCCAUCGGCAGCCCGCCGGCCUCGCAGCAACGGAGCCGCGCGCCGACGCCCGCCGACGAGCUGCUGAGGAUGCGCCUGCAGGCCGUCGAGGCCGUGGAAUUUCGGGGAACGGCUCUGCUGGGCGCCGAGCCGUCGCCGCGUUGUAGUUCCGGCGCGGCAACGCCCGGCUUGAAGGCCUCUCAAGGCCGGCAUCGACCGUUGGCGAAGUCGGGACUCUCGACGUUUCGAUUACGACCGGACCUGUUGGAGCAGCUCGAGAAUUAUGCUGAUCCGGCGAGAGGAGUGACGACGGAGGCGCCAUUCGCCUGCAUUUCCGUGCGGGCGCUGCAGGACCUAUCCCGAAGGCCGCGUGGCGCGCCCUACAAGUUGGGGAGGGCCGCACCUACCCAAGAAAUCAUCUCUACUAUAGAUGAUGGACCCGGCAAAAAGCGCCACGAGCCGAUGCGGGGCUGGGCCUGGCGGCCGGACGGCUGGGAGGCGCCGCCUGAUAACUAUGUCGAACCGCCGCCCCAGCGCGUCGCGGCACCGAUGUCGCCGCAAGAGCACGUCGACGCGCUCCGCCGGUCCUCGUCGAUCUACCAGUCGAAGCCGCGCGAGGACUUAAAUCCGUUCGUGCCCUGCUGCUCGUUGAAUUGUCCCCACGAGGCGACUUUAUGGAGCCCGCUUGAAAAAAGACCGUACUGCGUGCGGUGCUGGAACGGCGGGCUCCACCAUACUGAUAUCGGCGCCAAGCUCGCCAUCCGAAGGGAGGACGACGAGGUCGAGGCGGAACCAGUGGAAGAGGAGGCGCCGCCGUCGCCCCAGCCGCGGUUGUACAAGGGGCGAUGCUUUUUAUCCGAUGGUUCGUUCGCGUUCCGCGACGGGCCCUGUCGGUUACGGCAGCGGGGCAAAGCAUUACUGGACGUGUCGGUGAUUUCCCUCACCUCAUCACAACGGACACGGAAGUCGAAGGUGCGCGAAUACGGCGAUCUGGGCACCGUGCCGCUGCGCGUGGUCAAUGCAAAGGCGAACUUGGAGGACAGUCGGCGCGACGGCCGCGAGGGCUCCUAUGCCUCCGGCUACUCGCGGAGUGUCGAGGUGCCCGUCCAAGACGAGGUCGCGGGCCAGAAAAUUAUCAGGAGUGGCGUCAUCACGAAGAAGAUCGAGACGAUCGGUGGCACGGCGGUAGUCGUGAAUCCGAAUCAACCGCGAUUCGUGGGGGCGCCCGAUCCAUCGGUCGGGAGUUAUACGCUAAGUACUCAUUCCUAAGUGC